AUGUCACCUGAACCAAUUGUUGAAGAUAAUAUUAGUGAUGAGAUAAUUUUGGAGACUGUAGAUGAAGUACCAUCUGACAAUGUUCAAGCAAAUAUUGGGUUGAAUGAAAAUGAUACAGUGGAAGAAAAUAAGGUUGUAGGCAUAUGUGAGCAGGAAGAAGAAGUAAAUCAUGUUGCAAUAAAAAAACGAAAGAAGACAUCAUCUGUUUGGGACGAGUUUAAGGAAGUAAAACUUGCUAAUGGUCAGAAGAAAGGAGAAUGCAUUCAUUGUAAGAGGGCCCUUGCCAUAGGAAGUACUGGGUCGACAACACAAUUUAGACGUCAUCUAGAUCGUUGUGCGGCUAGAAUUCGUUUCAUAAAAAACCAAAAGGUACUUCAUUUUCAACCUAAGGAAAUAGAUUCUACAGCUAAUAACUCACAAGAGAGUGGUAGUUUGACAACAUUUUCUUAUGAUAAUUGCAAAGUUAGAGAGAGUAUUGCACACUAUAUUUUGAUCAAUGAAAAGCCAUUUUCAGUUGUGGAAGAGUUUGGUUUCAAUCUUGUUUUGAAGACUAUGUCACCCUAUUUUUUGAAAUACUCAAGAACAACAGCUCGUAGUGAUGUUUUAUUAGUUUAUGAGAAGGAGAAAAAAAAGCUUCAGAAUGCAUUGAAAAAUAUAAAUAGACUCAGUUUUACAACAGACAUUUGGAAGUCAAAGAACCAAAGAAUAUCUUAUAUGGUUGUCACAGGCCAUUAUGUGGAUUCAAAUUGGAAAUUGCAGAAACGUGUAUUAAGUUUUCUACACUUGUCUCCUCCUCACACAGCUACCGAAAUAGUUGACACUUUCUACAAAUCACUCAAUGAAUGGGAUUUAGAGAAUAAAGUAUUCACAUUAUCAGUUGAUAAUGCAUCUAAUAAUGAUCGUGCUAUCAAACUCCUUAAAGAUAACUUUCGUGUAAGGAAGAAGUUAUUUUUUGGUGGGAAGAUAUUUCAUGUUCGUUGUUGUGCCCACAUUUUGAAUUUAAUGGUUAAAGAUGGUAUUAAAUGUAUUGAGUUUGUAAUGGAGAAAAUUCGAGAUACAGUUAGUUUUUUAAAUGCUUCUGAAGGCAGGUUACUUCGAUUUGCUGAUGUUGUUCAUCAAUUACAUUUGCCUACUAGAAAAUUGAUAAUGGAUUGUCCAACACGGUGGAACUCAACCUAUAAUAUGCUUACUUUGGCACUUCAGCUAAGGGAAGCAUUCACUUCAUAUGGUGAGAGGGAAGUUAAUUAUCACAAUUGUCCAACAGAAGAUGAAUGGAAAAAUAUAGAGAAGGUUUGUGAUGUGCUUGGUUUCUUCAAUGAAGCUACUAAUAUAAUUUCUGGCACUGAGUAUCCAACUUCAAAUCUAUUUUUAUCCCAAAUUUGUACCAUCAAAAAAGUCAUAGAUGAUAGGUCUGUUUCUUCUGAUGAAUUUAUAAGGAAUAUGACAAUGAAAAUGAAAGAAAAAUUUGAUAAAUAUUGGGGAGAAUGUAAUCUGCUCAUGGAAUUUGGUGCUAUUAUGGAUCCUAGAAUGAAAUUUCUAGUGAUAGAGUUUGCAUAUCCAAAGAUCUAUGGUGACCAAAGUAGUCAAAAUAUCUCCUAUGUUCGUACAUUGUUAUAUGAACUGUUUGAAGAGUAUACAACAAACUUUGAAGAGGAAGCAAAAGGAGCUUGUGAUACAUUUCGAAUAAGAAAGAAGGAUUCAAAAGGUGAAAGUAGUUCUUCAAGAACUUCUCAUGAUGAUGUAUCAAAUAAAUAUAGUGGAUGGCAUGAUUUCACUGCAUAUAUAUCCGAAAAAACAAGUAAGAAACCUGCUAAAUCAGAUUUGGAUAAUAUCUUGAAGAUGGUUUAG
Molecule: messenger RNA, 1848 nt
Organism: Dendrobium catenatum
Lineage: Eukaryota; Viridiplantae; Streptophyta; Magnoliopsida; Asparagales; Orchidaceae
Product: zinc finger BED domain-containing protein RICESLEEPER 2-like
Exons: 1
Coding region: 1-1848 (615 amino acids)
Molecular function (GO): DNA binding
Source: RefSeq, a predicted model, not a curated record